AUGGAUACCUAUCGUUUAAGCGGUGCAGCAACCCAGAAGAAAGCUUUAUCAUUUGAACGACGCAACAUGUUGCACAGAAUAAUGGAAAACCGGUACGAGCAGAAACCAUAUAAUUUGCUUACUGAGAGAUAUAAAUCUCAAAGUAGGGACAUCGGAAGAAAUCUAUAUUCUGCAAAAUCAAGAAUAAGAAGCUAA
This is a messenger RNA of Funneliformis mosseae, 195 nucleotides long. NCBI's taxonomy places the organism in Eukaryota, Fungi, Glomeromycota, Glomeromycetes, Glomerales, Glomeraceae. The record is from the annotation of a GenBank genome assembly.